Xenia sp. Carnegie-2017 is the source of this 974-nucleotide messenger RNA. Its product is annotated as E3 ubiquitin-protein ligase RNF213-like. NCBI's taxonomy places the organism in Eukaryota, Metazoa, Cnidaria, Anthozoa, Malacalcyonacea, Xeniidae. The record is from RefSeq and is a predicted model, not a curated record. The transcript is spliced from 7 exons. The coding region runs from base 30 to 974 and encodes 314 amino acids. Gene Ontology annotation, molecular function: ubiquitin-protein transferase activity; ATP hydrolysis activity.
CUGAGCAGAUUUUGAAAGUUUGUUGGAUCAUGUUCACACGUUUGGAUGUUGUGCGUAUGUUUAUUGAACACACUUGUCCACCUGAGGAGUUAAAUCAUACUGAUGAUGGUCGUAAUGCUUUGAAAUUGUUAAAGGCAUUAGGUGAAAGUCCCGAUUUAACCUCACUACGUACUAUAGUUGUUAUUGAAAGAUUUUUGAAAGACUGUAGUGAAGAUUUGCAUAAACGAAUUGUCAAAUUUGAUGACGAAUGCGCCAUUUGCAAGAGAUCACUUCAAGAUCCUGUACAGCUACCAUGUCGUCACGUGUUUUGUUUAUCUUGCAUAACCAAUUGGCUUAACGAUCAUGACGUAUGUCCUGCAUGUAGACACGAUGUUGGCAAUGAUUUUCAAUUGCAAAUUAAUGAAACAAUAAGGCUUUCGUUGGAGUUGUGGAGAAGUUUUCGUAAUCGUUGCAAAUCCUUUUUCAUGAAUGUUGUCUCUGUUUAUUGCUUUGGUGAUGAUUUACCGCAAGAUGAACUUGUAAAAAAAUUCAUUGCUUAUGUGAUAAACGAUGAAAAAUUCACAGAAGAUUUUUCUCCUUUCGAUGGUCACAGCAUUGAUGUAACUCCAGUUAUAAGAUCAUACAUUUUACAACAACUUCUUGCAAUCAAAGGAAGGGAAAAAGAAGUUUGUACGCAUUUAGAAGAAUAUCUCUGUCGUGCUCAAGGUUUAUCUACCAACAAGGAACAUUUGAUGAACGUUUGCGUGUUGUUUGUUCAUUGUAUCGAGGAUGUUGAAAUAGGGAAAUUAUUAAAAGCAAAACAAACUGAAGGCAGUGUUGAAAUCAACAUGUUGUGCAGAAUCCUUGAUAGAACACUGAGGAAUUUUUGUACCUACAAAACCCUGAACAUUUACAGCCUUAAAGAUGUUGCUGCAAUUCGGGCUGCGUUUAGUGAACUUCCUGCAUAUUUCAAUGACGAUCUUCCGAAAACUUAA